Messenger RNA from Hyaloperonospora brassicae, 2013 nucleotides. Lineage: Eukaryota; Oomycota; Peronosporomycetes; Peronosporales; Peronosporaceae. The record is from the annotation of a GenBank genome assembly.
AUGGACGACGACAUCGAGGCGCUCAUGCCCCGCACCAAAGCGGCUAACGACCGCGCGACAGUCGACAAGGCCAAGCUGAAGCAGUUCAUGGCUAGACAAAAGACGCGGCAGAAAAGUAUCGAAACUCGCUCGGAUGCCGUACUGGUGCGUGGCGAUGUGCGCAAAGACGCCGAAGGGUUCGAAGACAUUGACGACUUUUGGGUCGAUGAAGAGUCAGUGCAGGACGACUCCGUGGACGACGACGACGACUCGCUCACUGCGUCGGACAAAGAGUCGGCAGAUACGUCUGGAGACAUUUCGGAGCCGAGCGAGCACGAGGUGGAGCUUCCGGAGAUCGGUAGUCCUCCGUCCAGUGAUCGCGAAAGUAUGGACAUCGAGAUCGGACCGAUCUUGUCGCGGACGCAGAGAGUCAGCAGCAAUAGCAGAGCCGAGAAGGAAGAGAAACGAGAGGAUGUGAUUCCAUCGCCGACGCGAAGUGAUGUCUCCUUUGAUUUCGGUGGCUCACCGCAUGGUUCUGUGGAUGUAAAUGACGACAAGAACGUCACUGUUCGUAGCCGACGCAGUGCGAAGUCUACUGGAAAGAAAAGCAAGCAAACAGAACCAACGACGGAAUCGUCUGCUGGGCAUGGCUUCGACAACGAUACGGCCAGUCCGUUUUCUGCGAACGAAGGUCCAGUGACCCCACUCUCGGAUGCAAGUGAUCGAGAGCUGAAGCCGAUUCCGUCGUUUUCGGACAAGAGCUCUCUCUCACCGAAUGUGAGCAAGGAGUUGUUCAAGAAAGAUGGAUACGGUAGCGAUAUGCCCGACGAAACCCGUGCAAAGAAGCAGGCGAAAGCGAAGAAAGCCAAGAAGACGGCCAGUAGCAAGCGGUCGGCUGGUGAGGCCACGAAAACGCCUCGGCUGCGGCCGACAGGAAAGUAUGGCUACAGGACGACUCCGCCCGCGACGGACACGUCGACUCAGUCCGCGCAGACAGAUGACGAUAACGACGAAUCUUUCCAGGCGCAGAACGAUUCGGGUGGUGAGACAGGAGACGAUAGCUAUUACAACGAGCCAGACGCGCCAAGCGGCCCAGUCCGAGACAGAUUGCCUGAUGCCGCUAAGAUCAUGAACGAUACCGAAAAAGAUGCUGCUUGGGAUGGCAGUGGUUUACGUCGAUCGAAGCGGCGGCGCUUCAAGCCGCUCGCCUGGUUCAAGAGUGAGCAUAUGGUGUAUGAGCGCACCUUUGUCGGUGUGGGCACGGUGAUGCCUACGGUGGUCGGCGUCGAGCGCCUUGGUCUGGACUCACCGACGACCAAACGAACGAAGGCCAAACCGCCGUCCAAAAGAACCAACAACAGCAGAGCGUUGGCGUUAAAGGAGCUUCCGAAAGACGUGCAAAAAAAGAUCGUGGACGGUGAGUGGGCGACGCUGUUUGACGGCCAGGCCGGCUGCAUGAAUGAUCUGAACAUCAUCUGCCGUGCCAAUGAGAUUCGUCUGCGCAAACUGCCAACGGAAGAGAGAGGUGGUGCCGUGGUACACGCGUACGCAGGACAGAGUUUCAAUCUGUUCAGUCCGUCUCCGUUUGCUCGGUGGAUCUCCGGACGCGUAGUGUUGCCUCCCGGUGCGUGGAAAGAACCCGAGGGUGUCGGUCAAGCGGUGCAGUUGUUCUAUGUGACAGGUUGUCAGCCGAAGUCGCUGGAACUAGCAUUGUCACCAGAGACGGAUGACGAAUUCUUCACGAGCAAGCACACAACGCACUUUCUGCUCAGCCCCGGCGACGAGUUUUACGUGCCAGCAGGCAAUGUAUAUUUCGUGAAGAACCACUCGAGCUCGGCCGAUUGCGACCUGCGGUUUACAAUUCUAAAGCCUGAGUCGACGCAGCUGCCGGCAGACGGUAACGACUCGGAUGCCGAAAAAGGGAGCGAGUCAGCGGCUGGGUCCAAGCCGGAAGCUCCUAGGGUAGAUACCAGUCUGCUCAAGCGUAAGAGGGAAGAGGACGCCGAUGCCGAUGCGGACUCAGACUCGGUCUAG